Hemisphaericaspora subhashii is the source of this 375-nucleotide messenger RNA. RefSeq lists its product as uncharacterized. The coding region runs from base 1 to 375 and encodes 124 amino acids. The transcript is spliced from 2 exons. The record is from RefSeq and is a predicted model, not a curated record. Gene Ontology annotation, cellular component: cytoplasm; nucleus. NCBI's taxonomy places the organism in Eukaryota, Fungi, Ascomycota, Pichiomycetes, Serinales, Debaryomycetaceae.
AUGAUGGGUUCCGUAUUUUUAUCUAUCUUGGAAGGAUACGGUAAAAGUUGGCUACCUGCUGAAUGCAUUGUUCAAGAAGUAUUUGACAAAGGUUUCGAUGUCGUUCAGGAAAACAACUCUGAAGGAGUUACCAAGUUUGUGUUAUUCAAGGAUUCUACCGAUAAAUGGAGAGUUUCUACUGUUUCUGUUACCUCAUCAUCUUUUGAAUUUAGAUUAGGUCUUCCAGAAGAAUUAAGAGGAUUAAGAGAUGAAGAAUUAAGCCAAAAGAGUGGUGUUGCGGGUUGUAUCUUCAUUCAUGCUGCAGGAUUCAUUGGAGGUGCCAACUCCGAAGAAGGUGUCUUGAAAUUAGCAAGAAUGUCAUUGGAAAAGAAAUAA